UAUAAAUAGCAAACAAGAACAGAGUAACCAAACAAUUUCAUUUCUUAUUCUUCUUCUUCUUCACAAAUUAAUCACCCAAAUUCAUCAUCCAUCAACACUACUUGAACAGAUCACUUCAGCUUAUGUGAAUUUUGAAGGUUUAUGUUCUUCUAGAGCUUAAUUUGUUCACAAUUUCUCACAAUUUCAACCAGAUCUCUGUUUUUUGUCAACAAUUUCUAACCUAAAGCUCAAAUUCCUCUGAGUUUGAGCAGGUUUAUGUUCAUCUAGAGCAUAAUUUCUUCUCAGUUUCUCACAAUUUCAUCCAGAUCUCUGUUUUUUGUCGAUGAAUUUCUAACCUAAAGCUCAAAAUUCCUCUGAAUUCGAACUUUAUUUUAAAAUUUUGAGCAUGGUUACGUUCAUCUGGACCACAAUUUCAACCAGAUCUCUAUUUUCGUCAACAAAUUUCUAACCUAAACCUCAAAUUCCUCUGAAUUAGAACUUUUUUUCAACAAUUUCGGUAGGUUUAUGUUCAUCUACAUCACAAUUUCUCACAAUAUCAACCAGAUCUCUGUUUUUCCUGAGCAAAUUUCUAAUAUAAACCUCAAAUUCCUCUUAAUUUGAACUAUAUCUUAGGUUUAUGUUCAUCUCCACCACAAUUUCUCCAUAAUUUCUCACAAAUUCAAACAGAUAGCUCAGAUUCCUCUUAAUUUGGACUUUAUCUUAAAAUUUUAAGCAGGUUUACGUUCAUCUACACCACAAUUUCUCCAUAAUUUCUCACAAAUUCCACCAGAAACCUCAAAUUCCUCUUAAUUUGACCUUUUUUCAAACCCUCUGCUUCAAUCAAUGGAGAAAAUAGACAAAAGAGGCGUGUGUAAACAACAAACAGAGAGUACAACAGAUUUGUUUUUAAAAUGGGGGAAUAAAAAGAGACUCAGAUGUGUGAGAGUUAACGACUCCGAUGAUCCAACGGGACCGUCGGUUGCGGCUUCAGGCCGCCGGAGAGUUCGCCGGAAAGUUAACUCUCAUUUUGUUACUUUUAGUUCUGAUAAUGAUAGCAGAGAACCUUCUGUUACUCUACCUUCUGCUCGUGUCACAAGGAACGCUGAGUUAGCGACGAAUUCAAGAUCGGAAAGUAACCGGAAAGCCUCAUCGGAGAAAGAGGAUAGAUUUUAUACGGCGAAAGGGUGUACGGUGGCCGGAGGUGGCGGAGGGCUUGUGGUGGAAGAAAGUGGCGGGAAAAGUAAGCAUGUGUGGCCAAAAUUGUAUAUAACAUUAACAAGUAAGGAGAAAGAAGAAGAUUUUAUGGCAAUGAAAGGUUGUAAGCCUUCCCAUAGGCCUAAGAAGAGGGCUAAGAUGAUCCAAAGAACUAUACUUUUGGUGAGUCCAGGGGCAUGGUUGUCCGAUAUGUGUCAAGAGAGAUAUGAAGUCAGAGAAAAGAAGAACACCAAGAAGAGACCAACAGGAUUGAAGGCCAUGGGAAGCAUGGAGAGUGAUUCAGAUUGAUGUUCUGUAUAAUCUUGUCAUGCUUUUUGAACCACUUUUGUAUAUUUUCUAUGUUAAUUAUUAAUUUCAAAUGGAAUUUCAUUUCUUUUUUGCUUUAAA
This is a messenger RNA of Helianthus annuus (common sunflower), 1581 nucleotides long. RefSeq lists its product as uncharacterized. The record is from RefSeq and is a predicted model, not a curated record. Bases 823 to 1482 code for a protein of 219 amino acids. The transcript is spliced from 5 exons. Lineage: Eukaryota; Viridiplantae; Streptophyta; Magnoliopsida; Asterales; Asteraceae.